GUCAAGAAGAGGUAGAAGGAAAGGGUUUUGUUCAUUUGUGAAAACAAUAUUCUUUGGUCUAAGUAGUUGAAACAAAUUGUAUGUGCUGCAAGUGUUUCAAGACGACUUUUAGUCUAUUUCUAGUAAAUAUUUUAAACAUUGAAACAGAAAUAGUCUUUUGGGAUAACUGAGCCUCUUAAAGACAAUCUUACUGGAUCAUGGGAUGUUCUUUACAGGAUAUUGUUUCUUGGUAUCAAAAGAAGAUUGGCACUUAUGACAAACAACCUUGGGAGAAAACGGUAGAACAGCAUAUCUUGAGUGGGUUCACACCAAUACCCAAGAAAACUGCUAAGCUCAAAACUGAAUUGAUUGACAUUGAUUUAAUUAGAGGAUCCUCUUUUACCAAAGCCAAGCCAAAGCAUGGGCUGAUGACAGUUACGAGGCUGGCUGUGAUGCGGUUGGUGUUUCUACCCUUCCACUCGCAAUGGUGGGCGCAGCAGACGUCGUACUUUGUGUUCUCCGGGCUGUUGCUCCUCUACACUCUACAGAUCAUCAAUAUGGUUCUGUACUUCUACGUUUGUCCACCUCACUCGGAAAACGAUGAAAUUGAACGGGUGAACUUGAGCGAAGUGUUAGUGCCGCUCGCCAUGAUGUUUGGCUUGAGUAUCAUCCACUCGCAGAUAGUGUCGCCCCACUCCUGUGUUAGCCAGUGUACUACGGGGCGGAGGGCGAGGCGAGCCAAGCGGAGCAAGCGUCGUCCCCCGCCACUACAGCGGUACCGUUCCAACAUAGGUUCGGAUUCAAAAUCGUCCCCUGAUACGGGCCCUGAACUGACAACAAACCAAAGCAACAAGUACAGAAAGCGUGUCCGUCUACGAAAUGUGUCACCGGAAGAUGCGUUUAACCCCAAUAAAAAGCCACAACCCCCCUUAGCGGAGGGGAAGGAGCCCCCGCUGUGUGAGGAACUACGGAGCUCCGCCAGUGAGAAAGAGGUGAGGAUAAUAGAGCCUUUGUGCGGCCGGCCGUCGCAGGAGGAUGAUGGUUUCGAGAGUCUCAACGGCAACGGGUCAAGUGACAACAAUGAGGAGGACAAGUCGGGUGAGGGGGAGACACCCGCACCCGAGACACCCGAGUCACCCGAGGCACCCGUAAUGGAAGGGGAAGGUGUGUUGAACAGUAGCCUCUCCCACAAUAGCUCAUUUACCUGCACCAGUAGUGACCACCCAUCAGGCUGCACAGGGGAAGUGGAUGAAACCGACCACAAAGACACGGAUUCUGAACCUUCCCGGCCUCGUUCUGCGAUUUCCUCUCAGAAGCUGCUGAGCAGACGACGAGGAUCGCUACAGACUCUGAGUGUUAAGCUUGCGGAGAGUUCGUACAACUCAAGCGGCGAGAGUGACGGAGAGACAGUGCCCGAUACAGCGACCAGCGCGGCCGAGUGGAUCGGAGUUACAACUAACAGCGAGGAGUGCAGCUACAGCAGUGAACUGGACGAACGAGAGACAACCUCCCUGCACGACGUCAACGACCACCCCUUCGCAUGGGAGUUCCAGAUUUCACCAGCUGCAAUUCUUAGCCCCAGCUGUGCUUCAUCUGAUAAAGUGAGCUGCACUAUGUGGGACAAGAGGGAUGUUAAGAAGGCAGAACUGUCUGUGCUGGAUAUCAGCUCGGCCAUCAUUGCUCGGGUGGAGAGCAUGCCGGAGAACCUCGACUACUUCUACGGAGGACUGAUUGCUUCUCUGUUGCUGGCUGCCAUCCCCAGUCUGUGGAGACUCAGCGCUGGAGUCAGUGAUGGUUCCACAGGAGUUACUCUCAACAUGACUUCACUACUGUCCAGCUUCACACUGUCAGACUCCCUGGACCUCGCCAUGCAUUCUGCGUUCGGAUCUAGUCACAGCGAAAGAAUCAUAACUUCAAUAGCCAUGAUGGAGAAAUUUGCACUCGGAGCAAUUUUCUUCUUCCUCCUCGCCGUUGCAGAGAGGACGUUCAAACAGAGGUUCCUGUAUGCAAAAUUCUUUUCACACCUGACAUCGUUCCGAAGGGCUCGAAAAUCUGAGUUACCUCACUUCAGGCUGAACAAAGUCAGAAACAUAAAAACCUGGCUCUCAGUGAGGUCUUACCUUAAGAAGCGAGGUCCGCAGCGAUCAGUGGACGUGGUCGUCUCAGCGGCUUUCAUCAUCACCCUACUGCUACUCUCCUUCCUCAGUGUGGAGCUACUCAAGUUUGAGUGUAUGCAGGACUCGGAGCAGCUGAGGUCAGUGUACAACGUGGAGGCGCUUGGCUGGUGUCUGGUGAUGGGCGUGUUCCUACUCAGGUUCAUGACCCUGGGGACCAAGAUCAACCGGAAGUAUCGCAAUCUGUCUGUCCUCAUCACGGAACAGAUAAAUUUGUAUCUGCAGAUUGAACAAAAACCAAACAAGAAGGAGGAACUGAUGGUGGCCAACAGUGUUUUAAAGCUGGCUGCUGAUUUGUUGAAGGAACUGGAAAGUCCUUUUAAAAUAUCUGGUUUGUCGGCCAACCCGUACCUCUACACCAUCACCAAAGUAGUCAUUCUCUCCGCUCUAUCAGGAGUGCUCUCAGAAAUGCUCGGCUUCAAACUGAAACUACACAAAAUCAAAAUAAAGUAAAUCACCAUAUGUUUGCAGUCAUUAUAGCUGUUAGCUCGGUCUUUCUUAGUUGUAGUUGAAUCAUUGUGAUCAAUGCUGACUAUGUAUAAUUUAAGUAGUUAUUUUGUGGUAUCUCCUUUGACUAAGGAUAGAACUGGACAUACCGUUCCCAUCUGAAGUUGUAGCCAGUUUUAUAAUUAAUAUGAACAAAGUUGAAAGAAGCCAUUAGAAGUGUGAGCUGAUGGAACAAACACUUUUGGAGGGAAAAUAAUUAUAGACUUUACACUCUGCGAGUGGUUUAUUCAACUAUGUUCCUUUUAAAUAAAAAUAGCAACAGUUGGUCCAUAUAGAUGGGAUGUCCACUUCAGAAUCCAAAGUCAAUAGUAACACAAUAUAUGGAUUCUACAAAUAUCUGUAGGUUAUGAGCGUUGAUUACAUGAUAUUUUAUACAAUAUGUUGAUGUUUAUUUUGUGAUCUUUUUAUUAUAGAUACUUAAUUUUAAUUUAUUUCUGUAGUUUUAAGAGAGGUAAUUAUAGAAGGUUUAGAAAGAGUUACUGGUGCUCAUGAGUUGGUUUCAUCAUGUUUCUUUAUUUUAAGUUAUAUUUUUACCACACACAAGACUAAAACUUUUAUUAUAAUUUUGAAAACUUAUUUACUAUUUAUAAGCCUCUAUCCUCUUUAAGGGUGUUUUAUUAUUUAACCCAACAUAUUUUUCAAUGUUUAAACUUUCAAUUUGAGCAUUAAUAUUUUUAUUUCCCAAAUAUUAACAAUAUUUAAAUUACUGGUAUGAUGUUGAAGAUUAAAUCAUUUUAGCUACAUAAAAAAAAAAAUAUUUUACAUUAAUAGUCUGGGUAUAGAGACUGAUAGAUGGGUGCUGGACGAGUAUUCGAAUACAAAAAUGUAUUUUUUACAUGAUUAAUCUCAUAAAACUAUGCCUUGUAAUAAAUCUUUCUAAUUUAUGUGUAAAUAAUUUUUAAAUAAUAAAUGUUUUAAUUAAAAAGAUGUUUAUUAAUUCAGUACUGUUUUUUGACAUUUAGUAAGCAUGUGUUAAAACUGUUAAAAGUUGAUUGAUUUGAGGUUAUAUAAGAAUACUGCCUUUAUGAUAAACUUGUUGGUUGCUAGGCAUUACGUUUUCUGUAUGUGUGCUUUAUACAAACUAAUGAGACAGUAAUUAAGUGGUGCAAUCUUCAUAGUUCACUCAUUCAAGUCAAGCUACGUUAUAGUAAAGAAUGUAAAGUUAAUGUACGUAAUAAUGUUUAGUUUUAGGUAGGUUUAAUUGAUAUUGAAAGGUUUUACCUGUCAGUUAACACUAAGUUUUUUAUACAGGGUUUCUUUCCACAUUUUGUUUGUCAUAAUUUGUGCCAUUGAUUCAGUAACAUUUUUGAAUUAAGAUGUGAAAUUAUUUAAUCGUUUCAGAUGAGUUAAGAAUACUAAAGGCUAAUGAAGUUUAGGCUUUAAAGCUACACUACAUUGGAUUGGAAGCAUUGGAUUGUGUAUACAGGGUGUCCCGUAAGUAAACAGCCAAACACCGGGAAAUGGUUCUAUGGGUCAAAAUAAAAAGAAAUCAAGAAACACAUUUUUUCAAAAAUCGCUAAACACAUUUUUUCAAAAAUUGCUUUAUUAACCACAUAUCCACCAUUUUGUAUUUUUUACAUAAACAUAUUUAUUUUUGAGUUUUUUCAACCAAUCUUUAUAAAACUUGGUAUGUAGGUUAAGGUAGAAAAGACCUAUUUUAGAAAAGAAAAUUCAUCUUAAUUCAACUUAAAAUUUCAAAAUGGCGACCAUUUUAAUUUUUUUAACUAAAAUUACUCAAAAACGGCUAAUUUUAUGAAAAAAUGUGAAUUACAUUUUUAUUUAGCAUUUUUAAUUCCCUAUCAAACGAUACCAAGUCCAAGAAGAUUGAAUAAGAAAUACCUGAAAUAUUACCAUUUUUAGUUGAAAAAUGGGGUAGAAUACAGAAGCUAGUCAGGUUGCCCCUUUUUACAACUAAAAAUCGUAAUAUUUCAGCUAAUUCUUAUUCGAUCUUGGUAUCGUUUGAUUAAUUAAAUUAGCUAAAUAUAAGUGCUCUUGGCACUUUUUCAUAAAAUCAGCCGUUUUUGAGUAAUUUAAGUUUAAAAAAUUAAAAUGGCCGCCAUUUUGAAAUUUUAAGUUGAAUCAAGAUGAUUUUUUUUUUACAUUGGUCUUUUCUACUUCAACCUAUAUACAAAGUUUUAUAAAGAUUGGUUGAAAAAACUAGAAAAUAAAAAUGUUUAUGUAAAAAAUACAAAAUGGCGGAUAUCUGGUUAACAAAGCGAUUUUGGAAAAACAAUUAUGCUUGAUUUUCUCUUUAUUUUGACCCAUAGAACCAUUUCCCGGAGUUUGGCUGUUUACUUAUGGGACACCCUGUAUAUUACUACAGCCUGCUGAGCAUUUAAUGGAACUAUCUGAACAAAAACAUUAUCACCACACUGUCCACACUACCCAGUAAGCAGCUAGAUUCUGGUUUCAUUGUAGACCAAAAAGUGGUUGUUCACUGAAAGGGAUCAGUAAAAAGAGCUGAAGUAGGUAAAUCGACUGGAGAUUGGUAAAUUUACCUAGCACUCUUAUGGGGAAAAUAAUGGGAGUUUCUUCAGCAGGCUUCCAAUGAAGCUACCCUAUAUUAGAUAGGUUUGGACAGGCACACUGCAAUUCCACAACAAUCACAAAACUAAAACACUUUGUUUCACUAUAUAACAAUUUAAAAAUUAUGUUAAAAUGUUUUAAAUUAGUGCUAGUAGUAGUUUUCUGUUACAGUGUUGUGAUUGUUUGUGUACAAUGAGUUUUACUUAUACAUUUUUUGCUAGUAGUGUGGUGGAAAGUAUCAUGCACGAUUCACUCCAGAAGGUAUUUUACGAUACUUGCAUGAAAUCCCACGUUCGGCAAGCCUUGUACAGAAACUAUUAUGCUUUCGUGUAACAUACUUACUUAUUUAGCUUGUAGCAUGAUAAUUUAUUCAAAAUACAUCAUCCAAAGUAACCCUGUAUAAUAAAAGCACAUUCACAUAUUCUAUAGUAAAAAUCAAAAUAAGAAAAGACAGUACAUUUUAAAUUUAUAAGUUGUGUACCUCUACAUUAGAUAUAGGAGAUAGUUUGAUUAAUUUAUUGUGUUCUAUGCUAGAAACAAUAAUUGCAUGCAAGAAGUACAAUAAAAUGGAAUAGUUUUUACCUUGCUAUUUUAAAUGUAAAAAUUUAGAUCUGAAAAAGGAGUUCGGAUCACCUUAAGGUUGGAUAAUAUAUGUUAAUAUGUUGCAAAUUUGAAAAAUCCUUAAAAUAUAUUCAAGGAACCUUUUACAGUUUUUAGCAUUUAAGACAACUUAUUUGGUUUUUGAUUAGACCUUAAACGUUUUCAAUCUAUUUUAUUCACAACACAAUAAAGGUUUUAAUAUUACUGAAAUAAAAAUUGAUUUAAGUCAACAAGUUAUUAUGAGGGAGAUUGGGAUUUGUAUGUAUUUUAUUGAUCAGUACAAAUAAAGAAUUUACAUUGUUUUUAGCUUGGAAAUAGUUUUAGAACAAUAAUACUGUAUUACAAUUCCCAUUAUUGACUUAACUAGAACCCAACAACAAAAUAUAGAAUUUGUAGUUACAAGUUUGUUGUAAACUGUGGAUUAACUUAAUCCAGAUUUUAUGUUGAUAAAUAAUAUAAAUUAGACUCCUUAAUCAUUUUUUUUGCUAUUAAAAAUUACAUCCAUUCGAACUCUAAAUUUGUAUAUUAUUAAUCGUGGAAACUAGCUCCUUAGCUAUCGGUUUGUGGAUACUAGAUACUUCUACAGUGAAUUAUAGCUAUAUUGAAAUAUUAGUUGACUGUUACUGUUAGUUAAUAGAAUGGAUUUAAAAUAAUAAUCAUAAAUCUUAGAGGUUUACAUUAAAAUCACAAGGAGUAUUUAUAAACUUAAACUCAUGUUUGUUAUCAGUUGUAAAAGUUAUAGCUCUCCAAUUGUGUUAAUACAUCAAAGAUCAUCUGAAUUUUUGUCAUGUGCAAAAAUAUGUUAAAUAUCUUUCAAAUGAACUCUCUCCAAAUUAAUUAAUUAAUUUAGGCCUAUGUUAAAAUCAUGUCAAAUAGUCUGUACUAUCUAUUUUUUUAAUAGUUAAAUUACUGUUACAAGAAGUAACUAAAAUUUAACAGUUUACACAAGUUUUUUUGUUGUUGUUUUGUAUAGAUUAAGUUGUGUGUAUCUUUAGAAAGAACGCAGACUGUUCAAUAAUUCUACCUAGAAAAUUAUAGAUGUCUCAUGCUUGGGUAAAAAUCAAAUAAUUUUUGUAUUUGCUUUUUUAUCCAAACAACUUAAUUUAGAUUUCAUGUUAUGGCUCGUUUAUUUUGACAAACUUAACACGUUUAGAGAAACGGAAUGUUAAAUCUGCUUACAGUUUUUAAUUUUUAUCAGUCUUAUUGUUGUAAUGUCACAUUUUUCAACUUUAAAAUUAAUAUUAAUUAGCAUUCUGCAACUAUAAUACAGCAAACAAUACAAUGUUUGUGUCACUAUGCUGUUAUUCUGUUUGCCAUAUAGAAUUUCUAUUAGUUAAUCAUUUGAAACAGCCAUGUUAAGAAAGUUUGAGAUUUUAUUGCUGUUUGUUUAAGUAGUAGGAAAUGUUUUCUCAGACAAUAUAGUUAUAUACCAUACUAUUUUGUAAUUUUAUGAGUUGUUAUGCAUAAGGAGACUUACGUUUUUAAGUUUAGUCCUAUUUUAUUACCUUAGUACACGGUUUCCCCGUUUUCGUGUUAGUAAAUAAUUUGUUAGUUAGGUAAUUAAUUUCGUUUAUUUAUUUAGUACUUUUGUUGAUUCCGGAAUUAAAUAUUUUUAUAAAUGACAUUAAACAUUGA
Messenger RNA from Macrosteles quadrilineatus (aster leafhopper), 7421 nucleotides. Its product is annotated as protein phtf-like. Gene Ontology annotation, cellular component: endoplasmic reticulum. The record is from RefSeq and is a predicted model, not a curated record. The transcript has 18 exons. The coding region runs from base 198 to 2606 and encodes 802 amino acids. NCBI's taxonomy places the organism in Eukaryota, Metazoa, Arthropoda, Insecta, Hemiptera, Cicadellidae.